Molecule: messenger RNA, 1570 nt
Organism: Rhodamnia argentea
Lineage: Eukaryota; Viridiplantae; Streptophyta; Magnoliopsida; Myrtales; Myrtaceae
Product: TATA-box-binding protein-like
Exons: 9
Coding region: 547-1155 (202 amino acids)
Biological process (GO): DNA-templated transcription initiation
Molecular function (GO): DNA binding; RNA polymerase II general transcription initiation factor activity
Source: RefSeq, a predicted model, not a curated record
CACCAGAUUCCUCGAUUUGGAUCUCUUUAUUCGCAAUCACACGGAGGCAAACAUCGCCACUCUCUCUCCAUCCAAAUCAGAAUCCUCUUUCGAUGCCAAACCUAUAAAAGGCCCUCCUUUGAAAAGAUUUUCCCCCUUCGAUCCCUUCCGCUGCUCUGUCUUCUUCUUCUUCUUCUUCUUCUUCUUCCCCAGUGAGAUCUGUCACCUCUUGGGUCCUCCGAACACCGGCUCUUGACUUCGCGUCUCCGUGGUUUCCAUUUGGGAUUCUUGAAUGUUCGAACACCUUUCGGGAACGCGCUGGUUCAGAUCCAGCCCCCAUCUGGUCCCGGAUCCGCACCGGGUCGAGUGAUCUCGAGAAAUUAGUAACUGGGUCGAUUUGAUUCUGCCCCCUGCUCGUCCUAAUUCGCGGAGACUAACUAGGAGGAACUCAAUUUUAAGUCUUACGACUAGGGUUAAAGAGGUUCGCGAGCCAAAUUUGUUUUUCUUCGUUUGAUCGGCGUGUGAGAGACUCUUGGGGAAGAGAGAAGGAAUUGUAAGUGUUCUGUAAUGGCCGACCAAGUAGAGGGGCUUGAAGGGUGCCAACCGGUGGAUCUCACCAACCAUCCCUCUGGCAUUGUUCCCACCCUCCAGAACAUAGUCUCGACUGUCAAUCUGGAAUGCAAGUUGGAUCUUAAAGCUAUUGCGUUGCGAGCUCGGAAUGCUGAAUAUAACCCAAAGCGUUUUGCUGCAGUCAUCAUGAGGAUUAGGGACCCAAAGACGACAGCUUUGAUUUUUGCUUCUGGAAAGAUGGUUUGCACCGGGGCCAAAAGUGAACAACAAUCAAAGUUGGCAGCAAGAAAGUAUGCAAGGAUUAUCCAAAAGCUUGAGUUUCCUGCCAAAUUUAAGGACUUUAAGAUUCAGAACAUUGUUGGCUCCUGUGAUGUGAAAUUUCCAAUCAGACUUGAAGGUCUUGCAUACUCUCACGGUGCCUUUUCAAGCUAUGAGCCCGAACUCUUCCCUGGUCUAAUAUAUCGCAUGAAACAACCCAAGAUAGUGCUCUUAAUUUUCGUUUCUGGUAAGAUUGUACUUACUGGGGCAAAGGUGAGGGAUGAGAUUUACACUGCCUUUGAAAACAUAUACCCUGUCCUCACCGAGUUCAGGAAGGUCCAACAAUGAAAUUCUUGGGGAGAAGCAUAUUUCCAUCUGCCAUGAAAACGAAGUAGUUUCAUGUGUAAAUACCCGAAGAGAAGAGGAGCAGAGAUGGUCCAUCUUUGAAAGGAUGGACUCGAGAACUUGAAGCCUUUUGGGCUCUCUGCGGGUUGAACCGUAGUGUUUGCUCUACCGUGGGUUCUCGGAAAAUUUUGUUGUAAAUAGUUAGCUAAGGUUGAGAGGCAUGUGCAAAAGGGAAAGAUGCUAGAUGGUCAGCCUUUUGCUAAUGAUUUUACGUUUGACGAGUUAUGUACAUGGAGUAGCCGUACGUCGAACUUUCUGAAUUUGUGAAAUGUAGUGGACUCAAAAUGCGCCAUGAUACACUCCAUGGAUCUAUCUGAACUGUUGAAGAGGAAAAAGAAAAGAACCAAAAUUUGAUUUC